CCAACCACGGCCGAGAGCGACUGGGACACGGUGACGGUGCUGCGCACGAAGGGCCCUACGGCCGCCCAGGCCAGGUCCAAGCAGGCUAUCUUAGCAGCACAGAGACGAGGAGAGGAUGCAGAGACUUCCAAGAGAUGGGCUGCUGGCCAGAACAAACAGCAUUCUAUCACCAAGAACACAGCCAAGCUGGACCGGGAGACGGAGGAGCUGCACCGUGACAGGGUGACCCUGGAGGUGGGCAAAGUGAUCCAGCAGGGUCGGCAGAGCAAGGGGCUCACGCAGAAGGACCUGGCCACGAAAAUCAAUGAGAAGCCACAGGUGAUCGCGGACUAUGAGAGUGGACGGGCCAUCCCCAAUAACCAGGUGCUGGGCAAAAUCGAGCGGGCCGUCGGCCUCAAGCUCGGGGGGAAGGGCAUUGGAAAGCCCAUCGAGAAGGGGCCCAAGGCGAAAUGA
Callithrix jacchus (white-tufted-ear marmoset) is the source of this 453-nucleotide messenger RNA. NCBI's taxonomy places the organism in Eukaryota, Metazoa, Chordata, Mammalia, Primates, Cebidae. The record is from RefSeq and is a predicted model, not a curated record.